Benincasa hispida (wax gourd) is the source of this 1546-nucleotide messenger RNA. RefSeq lists its product as uncharacterized. NCBI's taxonomy places the organism in Eukaryota, Viridiplantae, Streptophyta, Magnoliopsida, Cucurbitales, Cucurbitaceae. The record is from RefSeq and is a predicted model, not a curated record.
GGGGUGUGGAAUCUUUUUAAUAUUGGGGGGUGUGGAAUAUUUUAUUAAAAAAAGACGACAUAAAAGUAAUUGCUUACUUCUGAAGUUCUCCGGUCUUCCCUCACUUUUCUGUUUUCUCAGUACUCCAUUGUCAUACCUUCACUUCAAGAGUCGUUAGGGUUUGAUAAAGAAUAAAAAGCUUCGCAUUGACGUUUUCCGUUCAUCACUGUCCAAAGUCAUGCUGACCGGAGCUACCAGAUUCGCCUCUAUGGCGGCUGCCGGAAUCGGAGUUAUCAGAAGCCGUCUUCGAAAAGCCCCGCCCGUUCAAGCAUCGGACCAAUUGCUUUGCAAUUCCACUCGUCCUGUUUCCGCUCUCACCUCAUCUUCCUCUCCGACUGCAAAGGCUGUCGUCGCCGAGGAGAACGACCUAAUCAUGGAAGCUGGGGAGCCCGUCACUAGACUUGUAUUUGGAGGCCGCCCUAACGUUGAAGAAUCUAAGGAAGCCACCGCAGAUUUGAAGGAGGUCUUGGAUGCGAUGUUUCUGUCAUCGUCUAAAUCCUUUGAAUCAGAAACUUCAUUGUUACCUGGAAUUUCUCUGCCUCUGAAUACUGAGAUGGUAGAUAACAGAUCUGGUUUAAUCAUAGAGAAGAAUACAAGUACUCCAGGGCCUGAACAUGUUCAUGAAGCAUUCCGUUUGCUUUGCUAUAGCUCUACAAUUCAGAAUAUUGUUGCUUCCCUCGCCUCUGACCAAAAGGUAUACGAAGCUGUGCUUGAGAAUUCUGAACUCAAGAAAUACAUCAACGCCUACGAAACCAGUUCUGGUACCUUUGAGCAUGAAGGAAAUGUUGAAUCAAAAGCAAGUGCCAUAGAAAAGCUCAGGAAUCUGAAAGAUUUCGUAGUUAAAAUGGUGAUUAAUAUACCAAAUCAUCUUCCGGGCUUAUUUGGAUUUUCAGCUGUGGAGAGUGGUUCCGAAUCAGAUGACAAACAAAACUCAACUAUGGAAGCUGGAAAAUUUGGAUCAGGCUUUGUGGAAAAGCUCAAGAAACUGAAAAAUUCAGUUGUUGAAAUGGCGACUAAUAUACCAAAUUAUCUUCCAAACUUUCAUGGAUCUCCAGCUUCAGAGAAUGUUUCUGGAUCAGAACAUAAAGGAAACACCCAAAGUUUCCCCCCUGAAGUGAAUUUAGGAACAUAUCUUACAGGCUUGGCAAUCAUGGUUAUUAUGAUUGUUGUCUUCAAGCGAGUUUCUUAGAUUCUGUCUCACCAGAUUGUGCUGGACUUGUGGAAGCUGUGUGUAUACCUUCAAAUAAAGGCUCCAGAGUUUGCUAGGUAUGUUAUGAGAGAUUAUCUCUUGCUUUAUCUUGAUAGUAUUAAGGUAGAUACUUUAUCUUAACAUAUCUGUUUAACUUUAUUUUCAUCAAUUCUCUGUAUUUGCAUGGAGAAUAUAUCUUGCUAUCCAUAAUGGGAUUGAUAUUAUGGAGUUUUUUGUAACCCAUUCCUCUACGAGGAAUAGACAUACCAACUAAGAAGUACAGGUACUUCUAAUUGUAUAGAGAAUCGAUAUCGGAUA